Molecule: messenger RNA, 2632 nt
Organism: Heteronotia binoei (common prickly gecko)
Lineage: Eukaryota; Metazoa; Chordata; Lepidosauria; Squamata; Gekkonidae
Gene: LCAT
Product: lecithin-cholesterol acyltransferase
Exons: 6
Coding region: 80-1402 (440 amino acids)
Biological process (GO): lipid metabolic process
Molecular function (GO): phosphatidylcholine-sterol O-acyltransferase activity
Source: RefSeq, a predicted model, not a curated record
UCCCUCCGCCUCUCAGUAGCCUGCUGCAUUUAUAGGUCUGUCCUGGAGCAGGCUGACUGGCCGGAGAGCAGAGCUCACGAUGGGGAGCUUCCUUGGGCCUGCAGCACUUUUCCUGUUCCUCUUCCAGCCCGUGAGCCCAUUCUGGCUCUUGGAUGUGCUCUUCCCACCCAGUUCCACCCCGGAAGCUGCUCUCGCCAACAACACCCCUCCUGUAGUGCUUGUGCCUGGUUGCCUUGGGAACCAAUUAGAGGCCAAGCUAGACAAGCCAGAUGUGGUCAACUGGAUGUGCUAUCGCAAAACCGAGGACUACUUCACCAUCUGGUUGAACCUUAACAUGUUCCUACCCCUGGGAGUGGACUGUUGGAUUGACAAUACCAGAGUGGUAUACAACAGGACAACCCAGAGAAUGUCCAGUGCACCAGGUGUCCAUGUUCGAGUCCCUGGGUUUGGCAAAACCUACUCUGUGGAAUAUCUGGACAAGAGUAAACUGGCGGGGUAUAUGCACACCCUGGUGCAACACCUGGUCAAUAACGGCUAUGUGCGAGAUCACACGGUGAGGGCGGCUCCUUAUGACUGGAGAGUUGGACCCAAUGAUCAUGAGGAAUACUUCCACAACUUGCGCACCCUUGUGGAGGAGAUGCAUGAGGUCUACCAGAAGCGGGUCUUCCUCAUGGGCCAUAGCCUGGGCAACCUUCUUAUCCUGUACUUUCUGCUCCAGCAGCCGCAGGACUGGAAAGACCAUUUUGUCGAAGGCUUCAUCUCACUUGGGGCUCCCUGGGCGGGAGCAGUGAAGACCUUGAGGGUCGUGGCUUCAGGUGACAACCAGGGCAUCCCGAUCAUGUCCAGCAUCAAGCUACGUGAAAAACGGCAGGUGACCACCAACAAUCCAUGGUUGUUCCCAAAUGGGUUGGGUUGGCCUGAGACCCACGUCUUCAUCUCUACCCCCUCCUACAACUACACCUUGCAUGACUAUGAACGCUUCUUCACCGAUGUCAACUUUGAGGAUGGCUGGUACAUGUGGAAUGACACCAAGGACCUGCUGAAAGGGCUGCCCCCUCCAGGUGUUGAUGUGUACUGCCUGUACGGCAUUGGGCUACUCACUCCAGAGACCUAUAUCUAUGAUGAUCGCUUCCCCUACGAGGACCCUGUGGACAUAGUGUACGGUGAUGGGGAUGACUCCGUCAACAAAGGCAGCCUGGAAUUGUGUAAGCAGUGGCACGGCCAGCAGAAAGAAAAGGUGCACGUUGUGGAGCUGCCAGGGGUGGAUCAUCUCAACCUGGUCUUUAAUAACCUUACUCUGAACUACAUCAAUGAAAUCCUGCUUGGAAGCUUAGGGAAUGCUACAACUGCAGAGGAGGGAGGAGAAGAUGGAGAGAAAGGCCCUUUGGAAACACAUUCCUAAGCCAAAAGAAGGGAAGGAUGUUGAUGGCAUCCCAGGCCCUCCAAGGCACCCAGUGGAAACUGAGCAAAAUGGCAGCCUGUUGUUAUCUAAAUAUCUUUUCCUCCAUGUAGGUUGAGGGGAGAAAGUGUGCUCUACUAUGGUACAGAAGCGUGGUCACUCUUUUGCUUCUAUCAUUUCCACACUGCAACACACACCGCAGCUAUAUUCACUGUUUCCAUUAUCUCCCACCUGCCCUUUUUUUCUGAUGGGAAAAGAUUGCAAAAACCCUCUUGGCAGUUGGCAGCUUCUCAUUUUGCAUUGGUACUGUGGCUUGGAGGCAGAAAGGUUCAUGCUUUUCUGAUUCUGUCUGCAUGCAGGCUACUGAAAUAAGGGCAUGAAUUUGGUCACAUUUGUUUCAAGCAGAGAGUUCUCAGAAAAAGCAAAAUGUUAGACUGCUUCCAGCAGACUCCAACCUGCCUUAUACAGAUGACAAGCAGGGGGCUUGUCCGUAAUCUUGCAGCUAGAGGUCUGGCUCCCGCAGCUGGGCUACACAUUGACACAGAAUGGUUUCACUGUACUGACAAAUGGCCGGUUUCUCAAACUCUGCAAGCCAGAGAUUUGCCCUAGUCAUCCUGGUUGUGUGGCAGGGACAGGCAAGUGUAGCUUGUCAAACAGAGGUGAGAAAAGAAGGCCUGGCUGAAAUUCCCUCUUCCACCCAACUCUUGACAAAAGAAACCUUCCUUUUGAUCACCCUCCCAAGUUGGGAGUUGUUUACCAUUUUGGCAUCCUUGCAUCAUUUCUGUUUGUAGUGAGCUUUUGUGCAAAAUCCUCUUAUCUGGAAAGUCAAAUCCCACAACUUUGUUUCAAUACAGCAUGACCAAUAGGUCUGAUUCAUGAAAUACGAAUUUGAUUUAUUUGACAAGGAGUCCAUUCAGUGCAAGCAGAAGCAGUUUAUUUGAGUGAAGGGGGUGACCCCAUGCCCUCAGGCACUGAGAAGUGAUGGGCGUAGGAGACAAAGGGGAGAGGGGAUUAGGAACAGGUGUGGGGGAACAUCUGAACACAUCUCAAACCCCCAUCUCUGGGAAGGAGCUGUUCUAAGAUUCUACAGCAGAUUCUACAUCAGGCAGGCUGAUCCUAUGUGUUUCUAGAGAUGCCACUCAUCUAGUGCUUCUAAAACUAAUUUACUACUGGGAAAGCUAUAAUUGCAGAGCUGAUAGCUGGCGCUUUCUUGUGAUGCACAGAUGGCAUCAU